AUGGGAAAUGAAUGCACAAAACUUCGUAAAAGUGAAAAAAACCAGAUAAUAAUUCGUUGGAAUUUAAUAAAUGAAGAAACUGAUAUUGCUCAGUUAAAUGCAAGUGGAAAAAAUAUCAUUGAGCAAUAUAAGACUAUGUUAAACCAACUAAAACAAAACAAUCAACUAACUUAUAAUGAGAAAAAAAAGGCUGUGGAAAAUAUAACUUUCAUGAGAGAUCGAGAAAAUCUUGUUCGAUUGAAAGAAAUUACUUAUCUAUGUAAAGUGUGUGGAAAGCAAGGAUAUACUGAAUUAUCUU
This is a messenger RNA of Racocetra persica, 298 nucleotides long. Lineage: Eukaryota; Fungi; Glomeromycota; Glomeromycetes; Diversisporales; Gigasporaceae. The record is from the annotation of a GenBank genome assembly.